AUGUUUGCAGUGCUGUUGUGGCCGGUGGUGCUGUGGAGUGGCGUGUGUCUGGGCCAACGGAUGUCUGGGGAAGUCGUGACUGCAGGAGACGGCUUGCCGGACGUCAUCAUCAUCAACGGCAACAGCAACGGCAACGGCAACGGCGUGGCCUUCGGCAUCGACCACUCGGUGGGGCUGGUAUUGCGUCUGGCCGAGCUGUUCGAGCAGGGCAACGGCAGCGACGUGACGCUGCGCCUGGAGGCGACCGGCUCGGCCGAGGUGCGCGUGAUCCAGGCCCACCGUCUGGUGCUGACGCUGCAGAGCCCCGUCUUCCAGGAGAUGCUGAGGAACUGCGGGAGCAACACGCUGGUGAUCAGGGAGGACGCUGAGAGUGUGGCCGUCUUUGACAAGUUUAUCAGAUACCUGUACUGCGGGGAGAUCGCCGUCCGCGUGGACCAGGCCACCACCCUGCACCGGCUGGCCACCAAGUACAACGUGACGGUGCUGCGCCAGGGCCUGAGCCAGUACAUGAGCGAGAACCUAGCGGGCGACCCGCCGCGCAGCGGCCGCGCCGUCAGCUGGUACGAGUACGCAGAGCGCUCGGGCGACGAGGCGCUGCGCGACAGCUGCCUGCAGUACCUGACGUGGAACCUGUCGUCGGUGCUGCGCAGCCGCGAGUGGCCCAGCGUGAGCGCCCCCUUGCUGCUGACGCUGCUGCAGCGCUCCGACCUGGUGCUGCAGAGCGAGCUAGAGCUCUUCGAGGCCGUGGAGACCUGGCUGGCUCGCCAAAAGCCCGACGGCAUGACCGCCGAGAACGCGCUGCGCUCGAUCCGCUACGCCAUGAUGGCGCCGCGCGAGCUCUUCCAGCUGCAGCGGGAGUCGCGGGCGCUGCGGCGCUACGGCGAGUCGGUGCGCGACCUGCUCUACAUGUCCUACCAGUUCCACUCGGCGUCGCCGCUGCAGCUGGCCAAGUUCUUCGACGUCAACUGCAGCCUGUUCACGCCGCGCAACUACCUGGCGUCGGCGUGGGGCGCGCCCUGGGUCAUCGGCAGCCCGGCGCGCGACGACCGCAGCGCCAGCUUCCAGACGCAGCUGGGCCCCAGCGGGCACGACGCGGGCAAGCGCGUCACCUGGAACGCGCUCUUCUCGCCGCGCUGGCUGCCGCUGAGCCUGCGGCCGGCGUUCGGCGGCGGUGGUGCCGAGCCCAUGCAGCCGCCGGCGAGGCCCGACGUGGGGCGCCCGCGCGUCAUCGUGACGCCGGCGACGUCCAGCGCCGACAUGGCCGGCGUGAGCUUCCAGAAGACGCUGCUGGUGGUGGUGCGGCGGCAGGGCAAGAUGGUGGUGCGCCACGUCUACAACUUCCACCAGAGCACGGAGGAGAUCGGCGACUUCCUGGCCGCCGCCGACCUCCACCGCCGCAGCUCCGAGUACCUGACCAACGGCUCGCUCCACCUGCACAUCAUCGUCAAGCCGCUCUACCAGAGUCUCAUCGCGCCCAAGCAGUGA
This is a messenger RNA of Sardina pilchardus (European sardine), 1485 nucleotides long. RefSeq names its product BTB (POZ) domain containing 17a (gene btbd17a). The transcript is spliced from 4 exons. Gene Ontology annotation, molecular function: protein binding. Bases 1 to 1485 code for a protein of 494 amino acids. The record is from RefSeq and is a predicted model, not a curated record. Lineage: Eukaryota; Metazoa; Chordata; Actinopteri; Clupeiformes; Clupeidae.